Strongyloides ratti is the source of this 2568-nucleotide messenger RNA. Its product is annotated as Gamma-aminobutyric acid A receptor/Glycine receptor alpha family and Neurotransmitter-gated ion-channel transmembrane domain and Neurotransmitter-gated ion-channel family and Neurotransmitter-gated ion-channel ligand-binding domain-containing protein. The transcript has 4 exons. Gene Ontology annotation, biological process: chloride transmembrane transport; signal transduction; chemical synaptic transmission. Lineage: Eukaryota; Metazoa; Nematoda; Chromadorea; Rhabditida; Strongyloididae. The coding region runs from base 1 to 2568 and encodes 855 amino acids. The record is from RefSeq and is a predicted model, not a curated record. Gene Ontology annotation, cellular component: neuron projection; membrane; synapse. Gene Ontology annotation, molecular function: extracellular ligand-gated monoatomic ion channel activity; neurotransmitter receptor activity; chloride channel activity.
AUGGUAAUGAUAAGAUAUUCUACUCAAUCUUAUUAUUCUACUUAUGGUUGGCGUUUAAAAUUUAAAAAACUUUUUCUUAUUAUUUUUUUUGGUUAUAUUAUAUUUUUUACAAUAUCAAAUUUAACAACAACAACAUCUAUUGAUAAUGAUAAUAAUAUAAAUAAUAGUACUAAUAUUAAAGAAAAAAGUAAAACAAUAAAUGAUAAUGUUAAAACAUUUUUAACAAAUAAUUCUAUCAAUGAUAUAUUGAUAGAAUCAGGUACUGGUGGUAAUUGGUCUCAAUUAAUGGAAGAAUUGACAGAAUCUAUUAGAAAUUUUUCAAGAGAUUUAAAUUUUUUGAAUAUUGAUAAAAGUUAUAAAGCAAGAGAAUAUGGGUUAAAAAUUGAUAGUCUCAAAGAAUGUUCUUUAUUAAAUGGUAAUAUAUCAUUAAAUAAUAAUGAAACUGAUACCAAGUCUAUUGAGACAAAAAAAGAUGAAGAAACUGAUACUGUUUUUCAUUUUAUUUCAUUAAUAUUGGAUGAUAAUAAAGAUGUCAAUAAAACUAAAGAAUUAAUUAAAGAUAAAAGUAGAUUAAAAGAAAUAGGAAUGGACGAAAAAUUAUUAGAUACAUACAAGGCAAUUUAUAUAGAUUUUAAAGAAAUUUGCCAAAAUUAUCCUGAUAAUAAGUGGUAUAAUACUACAGAAGAAGCAAUACAAUUAAAUAUUAUUGAUGGUAAAUUAAUUUGUUCACCAUUUACUGUAGAAUUAACACCAAGUAAAGAAAGUAUGAAAGAAUUAGAAGAAAAAUUAAAUAAAAUUGUUAUUGAAUAUAUUAUUAACAAUGAAAAUAAUUAUAUUGAUCCUUUUAAUGGAAAUUUUACUAGUUUACAAAGUUUUUUUAAUAAAACAGAAAUAAAUAAAGAAAAUUUAUCUGAAUAUUUAGAAAAAAUAGAAAAAUUAUUAGAAGAAAAUAAUUUAAUUGAAAAAAUUAAUACUAGAAUUAAACGUAAAAAUGAUGAAGAAAAGAAGGAGGAGGAGACAAAUGAUGAUAAUAUUGAAGAUGAAAAUAUUGCUGAGAAAAAAAAAGAAUGGAUGGAUGAAACUGUAAUUGAGGAAAGAGAAGUUUGGAUUGAAAUUAAUGUUAAAGAAGUUGUUUAUAGUAUUAUGGAAAUUCAUUCACCAUUAGCUGCUAAAGCACUUAAUUUAAAUAUAGAUGAGGGUGAUUUUAAACAUCAUAAACAUGUUUAUUUAUACUUAAAUGGUAUCUGUUCAUCAUAUAUGCCAGAAGUACUUGAUAAUGAUCAAGAACAUGUUGGUGAUUCAAAUGAUGAUUCAUUACCAAUAGGAGUUAAUAUAACAGCAUUACAAGAAAAUGGUAUUGAUUUAAAAGAAUUAGCACAAACAUUAAGAAAUGAUACAGCAGUUAAUACAAUACUUGAUAGAGUUCAAAAUUAUAGUGAAAGAAAUCUUGGUAGUAGUUAUAUUAAACCUAUUCUUGAAAAAAUUCAUUAUGAUAUGUAUUCAGCACCUAUUGUUUUUGCUGGUAGUGCUGUCGAAGUUAGAUUUGGUAUUUAUAUAGAAUCAAUGUCUAAUUUUCAAACAACAACAAUGGAUUAUGAUAUGGAUAUAUAUUUAAUAAUGGCAUGGAGAGAUGUUCGUCUUGUUAAUAAUUAUAGUAGUCCAAUAUUAGUUAAAGAAGAAGAUGUUCUUGAAAUGAUCUGGAGACCAGAUCCAUUUUUUGCUAAUGCUAAAGAAGCUGAAUAUCAUGAAGUAACAUUUUUUAAUUUUUUAAUGAGAAUAUUUAAUGAUGGUUUAGUAUUAUAUGAAACAAGAAUAAAAUUAAAACCAUCAUGUAAUUUAAUUUUAUGCAAAUAUCCUCAUGAUUAUCAAUAUUGUGAUUUAAAAAUAAAAUCAUUUGCCUAUCCUACAACAACAGUACGUUUUGAAUGGUUUAGUGAGAAAAUACAUGCAAUUGACAAGAAUCCUGAUGUUAAAUUACCAGAAUUAUAUAUUGAUAAAUAUUAUCCAUUAUACUGUAAUAGAACAAGAAAAUCUGGUGAUUUUUCAUGUUUAAGAGCAAUGUUUAUAUUAAGAAGAGAUGUUGGAUACCAUAUAGCACAAACAUAUAUACCAACAUCAUUGGCACUUAUGUUUUCAUGGGUAGGAGUAUGGUUACCAGAAGAAUUUAUGGAAGGUAGAAUUGGUGUUGCAAUAACUGUUUUAUUAACACUAUCAACAGAAUCUGCUGGUGCUAGAGAACAUCUACCAAGUGUAUCAUACUUAAAAGCAAUUGAUUUAUGGUUUGGUUAUAUAACAGGAUUUGUAUUUUUUACUUUAUUACAAACAUUAUUUGUAAUAGGAUUUGAUAAAAAAGCAAAUAAUUUAAAAAAAAUGGUAAAAAAAAAUGAAAAAUAUUUAACAUAUGAAGAAGCACAAAAUCUUUUAAAUAAAGCAUUAAAAUAUCAUAGGUUAGGAAGAAAAUUUGACAAUCUUUGUCGUGUAUUUUAUCCAGUUACAUUCAUAUUAUUUUUAAUGAUGUACUUUUUUAUUUAUACAGAAGGUCGUCAGGAUGAUUGUAUAACUCGUUAA